Manihot esculenta (cassava) is the source of this 647-nucleotide messenger RNA. Its product is annotated as agamous-like MADS-box protein AGL103. The transcript has a single exon. NCBI's taxonomy places the organism in Eukaryota, Viridiplantae, Streptophyta, Magnoliopsida, Malpighiales, Euphorbiaceae. The record is from RefSeq and is a predicted model, not a curated record. Gene Ontology annotation, molecular function: protein dimerization activity; RNA polymerase II cis-regulatory region sequence-specific DNA binding; DNA-binding transcription factor activity, RNA polymerase II-specific. The coding region runs from base 64 to 555 and encodes 163 amino acids. Gene Ontology annotation, biological process: regulation of transcription by RNA polymerase II.
UUUCUCUUCUCAUAUUUUACUCUCUAAACUAAAAAGGGGCCAAAAAAAAACAAAAUUCAGAGAAUGAACGCAAACGACAUGUCGACGUCUCGCAGCAAGGUGAUGUUCUGCAAGAGGAAGAGAACUUUAAAGAAGAAAGCAGAAGAACUUUCUAAGCUGUGCGGUGUUCCAGUAUGCCUCAUCUGUUUUGAGCCAGAUGGGACGAAGAUCGAUACGUGGCCUGAAGAUAAGAAGGAGGUUGGUGAUAUUCUCGUCAAAUAUAUAUAUAUACUUAAUAAAGAUAACAUCGAUCUACAGCUAGGGUUUAUGGACGCAAAUAACAAGAAUCAAGAUUUGGUGGCCAAGGAGGAAAGCUGCAAACACGAAGAGAAGAAGAAGAAGAAGAAGAAGAAAGUGUUUGAAACAUGGAAUACAAGGCUUGAUUACUUACCUGAGGAAUCUUUACAUGAUAUUUUGAAGUUUCUGGAGCAGAAGGCAGAGAUUUUGGAGGAAAGAAUAAUGCAGAUGGCGAUGAUUAGGGUUUUAGCAGCAAAAUCCAACCAAUGCAUUACCUGAUAAUCUCAUAGCAGUUUUGCCUAUCUCAUCAUCGCGGCCACUAGAGUUUCUAUGACUACUAAUUAAUCUAGUUGUUAAUUUCUUUCUAAUAA